Messenger RNA from Pichia kudriavzevii, 2013 nucleotides. RefSeq lists its product as uncharacterized. Gene Ontology annotation, cellular component: nucleus. Gene Ontology annotation, biological process: tRNA N2-guanine methylation. Gene Ontology annotation, molecular function: RNA binding. Lineage: Eukaryota; Fungi; Ascomycota; Pichiomycetes; Pichiales; Pichiaceae. Bases 1 to 2013 code for a protein of 670 amino acids. The record is from RefSeq and is a predicted model, not a curated record. The transcript has a single exon.
AUGUGGUGGAGGACGGAGUGGAAGGGAUCGACGACUUGUACGAAGUUGGCCAAAUCGAUCAAGUUGAUGAAACUGAACCAGUUGAUCAAGUUGAAGUUGUACAGAUUUUGUAGAGAGAAUAUUCAACAGUUUGAAAAUUUUCAUAGUUUGCGAAUUUGCACAUUUUUUUUUUUUUUUCACCAUAACAGAAAUUUUUUGCAUUUUGCAUGUUUUGGUGGAGAUGCUUGUCAUUGUCACCCGUUUCCUCUAUACUUCUUCUUAAUGUUGCGUAGACUGAGUAGGAUGAGCAACUUGGGAAAACUAGCAACUGCAGCGGCAAAGAUGUCCACUGCAGCAGAGAGUCCUGAGAAUGGUGCAAGUGUAACAACAGGUACAUCAGAAACCACUGCAGAAUCAAAUACAACUACAACUAAAACUACAACUAAAACUACAAUUACUACUACUACCCGAGCAGAAGCUAGUGCAGCACCAAAUACAACCAAGGGUGCCGACGGCUGCGGAGAAAUCGAUAUGGACAAAUACGACCUUCUCAAGGAAGGAACCACGACGAUUCUCUUUCCAAAGAACCAUGUGUUUUACAAUCCAGUGCAACAGUACAAUAGAGACCUUUCAUCUCUAGCGAUCCGGACUUUUGGCAAGAGGUUGAGCGCCGAGCGGACGUUGAAGAGGAGCCGCAAGGGGGAGAAGGCCACAGAUGACAGGCCGUUUAUGCAUCUCCUGGAGGCAUUGAGUGCCAGUGGGUUAAGAGCUAUUCGGUAUUCCAAGGAGGUACCGCUCUUGGAGAAGGUUGUUGCAAACGAUCUCUCCAAGGACGCCGUGCGUUCCAUCCAACUCAACAUUGAUUACAAUGGCGCAAAGAACGUUGUUGCGCAGCACAGCAAUGCCAUUACACACAUGGCUACCCAUGGAGAUGAGUACCAUAUUAUUGAUCUCGACCCCUAUGGGACGGUUGCUCCCUUUGUCGACAGUGCUCUUAAUGCAGUCAAGAAUGGCGGGCUGCUCCUUAUUACAUGCACAGAUUUGGGAGUUUUAGCUGGGAAUGGGUAUCCGGAGAAAUGCUAUUCUCUCUAUGGAGGAGUCAAUGUAUGGGGGGAUGCCACCCAUGAGAGUGCCCUCCGUUUGGUGUUGGGCUUGGUGGCCCGCAGUGGGGGGAAAUACGGGAUUGCCAUUGAACCUCUCUUGUCUUUGAGUAUAGACUUCUACGUGAGAGUGUUUGUUAGGGUAUGGAGGAAACCCGUUAAGGUGAAGGAGCUCAUGUCUGCCAACACCCUCGUUGCCAAGUGUAGUGGAUGUCAUUCGAGUGUGAUGCAGCGUAUGGGCAAGAUGGAGUCUCUCGACAAUGGUGGGAAGAGCAGAACAAAGUACGGGCUUGCGAAGGUUGAGCAAGAAUUCACUGCCCAAUGUGUCCACUGUGGGUUCAGCAACCACAUAUGUGGGCCAAUGUGGGGAGGAAAGCUGCACAACAAAGAGUUUGUGGAGGAGAUGCUCCAAGAGUUGGAGCAAACCAGUGGCGGCAAAGAAGGAGAUGUUGAGUAUGGGACCAUUGAACGGAUGCGUGGUAUGCUUACUAUGGCCCACCAAGAAAUUGAGGCGCCUCUGUACUUCAACGUCAGCACACUCUCGAGUGUGUUGAAGAUUCCUGUUCCAACGAUGGAGGAGGUUGUGUCGGCCUUGGGGAAUGGUGGCUACGAUGUGUCAUUAACACAUGCUGCACCUAGUUGUAUCAAGACGAAUGCUCCCUGGCGGUUUAUUUGGCAGAUUGGCCGGGCGCUUGCGCAGCGUAGCGGUCUAGACAGCAGCCGUCUCUCUACAGGGACUGCUGGGUACCGUAUUCUAAAUGGAGCUGAAGAUGUUAGGGACGUUAAAGACGAUAAAGAUAUUCAAGAAGUUCAAGACAUUGAUUUCACAGAGAAUGCCGUCACCAAGAGAGUGAGAAAGCUGCGUAGUAUGAAAAUCAGGAGACACCAGGUGAAUCCAACCAAGAAUUGGGGGCCAAAGGCAAGACCGAGCUGA